This is a messenger RNA of Juglans microcarpa x Juglans regia, 2368 nucleotides long. RefSeq names its product DEAD-box ATP-dependent RNA helicase 53, mitochondrial-like. Gene Ontology annotation, molecular function: RNA helicase activity; nucleic acid binding; ATP binding. NCBI's taxonomy places the organism in Eukaryota, Viridiplantae, Streptophyta, Magnoliopsida, Fagales, Juglandaceae. The transcript has 9 exons. Bases 187 to 2094 code for a protein of 635 amino acids. The record is from RefSeq and is a predicted model, not a curated record.
AACAUAUACUCGCACUCAAAGUCAUAAACCCUUCGCUUCGCUUGGCUGUCUCGACUGUCCAACCCUCACUUCCCGAUAGCCCAGCCUAAAACCCUAACCCUAAACAUAUCAAAUAUAUCUCUCUCUCACUCUCUAUCAGUCUCCCUCUCUCUACAGUCUCUUGGAACCAAGACGAAAAAGAAUAGGAUGAUGAAUAUCAUCAUAAGAAGGUCGUCUUCGACAAUUUCCAGGCUAAAUCUCGCCGCCUUCGCGUGCUCUUCCUUCGAAUCCAUCGCGACCACCCUGCCUAAACAAUACCAUGGUUACUACCCAUCAACAUCACUACCUGAUCUCCUUUCUGGAAAUGGCGUCAUAUCUUUCUUACAUAGAGCCAGGGGCUUCCACGCCAAAUCUGGGCCCUUGGAUUUCAGUGCCUCAUUGCCCUCGCGAGCGGAGUUCGCCGCCAUAGAAGAUUACGAGGAAGCCUCCCCGUCCAAGGUGGGGAACGACGAUGGACUUGAGAUUGCUAAGCUCGAUAUUUCGCCGGAGAUUAUCUCUGCUUUGGCCAAGAAAGGCAUCACCAAGCUCUUCCCCAUUCAGAGGGCGGUGCUGGUACCAGCAAUGCAAGGGCGUGACAUGAUUGGUCGUGCUAGAACGGGAACGGGAAAAACCCUUGCUUUUGGAAUUCCCAUUAUGGAUAAGAUCAUUCAGUUCAAUGCCAAACAUGGGCGUGGCAGGAAUCCUCUGGCCUUGGUUUUGGCUCCCACGCGAGAACUUGCUCGCCAGGUCGAGAAAGAAUUUGCCGAGUCCGCUCCAGGCUUGGAUACAAUUUGUGUUUAUGGUGGUGCUCCCAUUUCAGGUCAAAUGAGGCAGCUUGAUUAUGGUGUUGAUGUAGCUGUUGGCACACCUGGUCGCAUCAUUGAUCUUUUAAACAGAGGUGCUCUGAACUUGUCAGAAGUUCAGUUUGUCGUUCUCGAUGAAGCUGACCAGAUGCUUCAAGUAGGCUUUCAAGACGAUGUUGAAAAAAUCUUGGAGAGGCUGCCCCAGGAUCGUCAGAGUUUGAUGUUCUCUGCAACAAUGCCAUCUUGGAUUAGAAAGCUCACCCAAAAUUACCUAAAAGAUCCAGUUACUAUUGAUCUGGUUGGAGAUUCUGAUCAAAAGUUGGCUGACGGAAUUUCUCUGUACUCGAUUGCAUCAGACAUGCAUGGAAAAGCUUCAGUUAUUGGGCCUUUGAUAACAGAGCAUGCAAGAGGAGGAAAGUGUAUUGUUUUCACUCAAACAAAACGUGAUGCAGAUCGAUUAGCAUAUGCAAUGGCAAGAAACUACAAAUGCGAAGCUUUGCAUGGGGAUAUCUCACAAAGUCAGAGGGAAAGAACACUUGCAGGUUUCCGAGAUGGGAAUUUUAAUGUUUUAGUUGCCACUGAUGUUGCAGCUCGUGGCCUUGAUAUACCUAAUGUUGAUCUGAUUAUACAUUAUGAGCUUCCCAACAACUCGGAGAUAUUCGUUCAUCGAUCAGGCCGAACAGGUCGUGCUGGGAAGAAAGGAAGUGCUAUCCUUAUUUACACACAGGACCAGAUGAGGGCUGUAAGAGUUAUAGAGCGAGAAGUAGGAUGCAAAUUUACAGAGCUACCUAGAAUUGCUACGGAGGGUGGUGCAAGCAGGGACAUGCUAAGUGACAUGGGUGGUGGUGGUAGAUUUGGAUUUACUGGAGGCAUGAGGGAUCGUAGAUCUGGUGAUAGUGGUUUUGGCCAUUCUAGCGGUCAAGGGCGUCCUGGAUUUGGGCGUAGUAGUGGCUAUAGCGAUUCUUUUGGUAAAACAGGUCAAGAUCGUAGACCUAGUUCUGGACGUUUUGGUUCCUUCGGUGGCCCUGGCUCACGUAAAUCUCAAGGUGGGAACUUUGGUGGUUCUGGGUUUAGUCGUUCAGGUGGUUUUGGUGAUUUUAGUAGUUCAGACCAAUCUGGUGGAUUUGGUUCAGGCCGUUCUAGUGGAUUUGGUGAUAAUCUACCAAGCCGUAACAGUGGUGGCUUUGGCAAUUCUCGUACUAGUCAUUCUGACAUCUUUGGGGACAAAACCAAUGAUGAUCAGAACCCUGGGAGAGCAUCACGAGCUUACUAAAUGGUAAGAAACAACAGAAGACAGCUCCCAGUGGGAGUUCAUAGCCAAGAGACUGAUUCAAUUUGAUUAAUAGGACCGAUCAAAAAGCAUGGGGCUUACAGGGAUUCUGCACCUACAAGUUCUAAAUAUUUUCUAGUUACUCUAAGACGUAUUGCUAAUAUAGUUUGCUGUUUAUAUUCAAAUUAUAUCAGUUUUGAAGAGAACAAUAUCAUGUUUGUAGAAGGGGCUCGUCUAAUCUAUUAUGAAAGCCUUUUUUUUUUUUUGCUUUUUAUAA